Pocillopora meandrina is the source of this 3570-nucleotide messenger RNA. The record is from the annotation of a GenBank genome assembly. NCBI's taxonomy places the organism in Eukaryota, Metazoa, Cnidaria, Anthozoa, Scleractinia, Pocilloporidae.
UUACUCAGAUACCGAAAAACGAAAGGCGAUAGAGCAGUUUUUAUUCCAGAGGAAGCAUUUGCUGUCGAUGAAGAAUACCUUCCUUAUCUUGAUGAGGUCAGAAUCCAAGAGCAACCUCAGAACCUUCAAGAUGGCUCUUCUGUUUCGUAUGAAUCAGAAGGUAUCAAGUUUAAGUAUUCCAUGGGAGGAAAUAUCAAGUUCUACGAUGACCACAUCGCUCUAACAAGUCCAAGAAAAAAGGUGAAAAGUGGCAAGUAUUCUUACCAAAUUCUGAACGAUACUAUGGAAAGUUCUUUGAACGACUCGCCAGCGCGGAGCGCGCUAUCCGCAAAUUUUGGCACCAUGGAUAUGACACCGAGGAUUUUGAGUACACCGGUGAAAAGCACCUUAGAAGUUGACGAGAAAAACUCUCAGGGUAGGACAGAGACAGCGGUUAAAAGUAAGCCGGAAAAUGGAAACAUAAAUUCUAACUUGCAAAUUCACGCGGUUUUGGAACGAUUAAGGGUGGCAGAUGAUGAAACAACUCAGCUGUCUAAAAGUAACCCAACAUCUUCGAGUAUUGCCGAUAGUAUAGCAAAGGUUGACUCGUGGAAAACGGAUUUUAACAAUUGUAACAGUCCUUCGCAUAACGUCGAAGAGAUGAUUUCGGGGGAGACUGUCUUUCGGCAGGAAAACUCGUCGUCUGGAAAUGGCGCGAGGGUACGAGAUUACUCUCCUAUUCGGACCACACCAGCAAACGAAAAUCUGACAAAAUUAAAAGAUGAGGUAACACCCAAUAUUGAGGCUAGAAUUGAAAAUUACCCAACUAGGACGUCUGAGGAGAAGAUUAUUUGCGAACCAGAAGUUACGGAGGUUAACGUGAGCUCAAGAAAUGAAACUGGAAAUAAGAAUUUUGACGCGAAAAGAGGAGAAAUGCAGGAUCCUGAAAGAAUGAACCGAUAUAAUCGGACAUUACUCUAUGUUAAUGAGCAAAAUGAGACAUUGCAUAAUGGAGACUACAACGAAUUAAACAUUGAUAUGUCAGAUUUGAGUUCAGACGUGUUUACAGACAGCGAAAUACCCACAUCCGGGUUCUUAUCGCAAUCACGUGAUGGAAAGAGUGACUUGGAUUUUUACCCAGACUCCCCGACAACAGAACAAGCUUUCUCAAAGACUCCUUGUAGCUCCAGAAAAAACAGCUUGGAUUCAUACAUAACUGACGACAGCAUGUCCGCUACCGAAAUGGACCAAAGAAUGGGAGUGAAGAAAAGUAAGCUAAAUCUAAUGAAAAAUAAGGGAUAAGAUAAGUGCCACAAAAUCCUUCAAAACAAUCGAAACUCGCAUAAUGGUAACUGUACACUAGCGAAACUGAUAUUUGUAUAUUUGAGCGUGUAAUAAUUGCUGUCUCACUCGAUCACUGUUUUCCAAAAUACACUGGCUCGUUCUCGAAUAUCUUAAUGAACAUGAGAGAAUGACGGAAUAAGUUAAUCAAAUAAUUAUAUUGUAAUUCUCUCUAGUACGAUUUCGAUCAGAUUACGUGGCCUCCAAAACAACUGAGAUAGAAAAAAAACCAAAUACAGGCUGCAUCGCCUAAUGAGAGAAUGAAAAGGGAAACGCCGACUAUCAAUAUUUUUUUGUUCACAGAUAUGCAUCAGUUGGUUUCAAAUGGGGAAGUACAUUCAAAUUCAUUCAUAAAACAAAACGGCAGAGCAAAACAGGUAAGGUGAAGAUUUUCAAGAAUUUUUUUUUUCAUGCAGGUAAUACUCAAACAACUUAAUGGAAAUUUUUCUAUCAACCAAAGUAAUCCUGCAUUGUCUUCAAAGCUGCAUUAAAAAAAAUUCUAUCACCUGGUUGGUUGCAUUUAACAAACACAAGGCGUCGCCUGCUUAAAACAGAUUACCAACUAAUGCUAAUAAUUGUUGCCAAGCAAUUACAAAGAGAGAAAAACCCUAGUUCUCUGCGUAUUUCGAUGCCAGUUCUUCGUUGUCUUUUAUACUCGAUAUUACACUCGCUGCUGCCUUAAUUAUAGAUCUUUCCUGGCUGGUGUUGCCUUGUUUGGUUUUCCUCAAUUUUUUUUAAUAGUAUUAGUCUGAGAUAAGUUCCCCUACCCCGGCCUCUUUUUUCCAAUCGUUAGAAGAUAUAAAUAAAUGUAAGUAUGUCAAAAAAAAAACCACUCGCAUUGUGCUUGCCUAAUCUUUUUAAUCUGCUGAAACGCUUUGGGAUAAACUUAAGAGUCUUAUGUGGUGCCAUUCAGUUAUUCUUUGUUACUACUGUUCAUUAACUUCUUUUCGUGCGCAAUAUUUUCCAGCAACAAGGUGUAAGAAUUAAAGCAUCGGACGUGAAAUCCCAACAACUGAAAUCUAAACAAGGUGAGCAUUUAGCUAGGAAAUACUUGUCAUGAUUUCAAUUUAUCUAUUCAUUCAUUUAUUUAUUUAUCUGUUAUUUUCAUUUUGUUCGCAAUCUCUCUCAGGAGCGAAGACAAUCGAAUCGAAGAAAAUGGAUUUUAACAAGAAAGCGAAGUCUAAAGUAAAUUCGUUCAGCAAUAUUGGACACGUACCGGGAGGGGGGCGAGUGAAGGUAAUUGUUGGGUCUCGAAGGAGUUAACUAUUGGCCGUACAACGGCCAACCAUUUUUUUUGCCAUGUCUGUAUUCUGGUUUGUGCCGUUUUCCAUACUGAGCAUCUUUCGCGUAAAUUGAAUAAGAUUCAAAGUUGUGCGCCUUUCGACGAUAGCUCUCGCCAUAUUGAUGUUUACUUUGGGUGGGAAGCAUACAUAAUUAGUUUUUGUUUCUUGAAUCGCGUGCAACUUUCUUUACGAGAAGCCAUAUGUCAUAAAUCAACUUAUUUACCCGACUAACAUCUUUUCUUUCCUCCUAUUUUAGAUUCAGCAAAGUAAAUUGGGUCAGCGGCUUAAACGGGUAGAACCCAGAACGGACACCCAUGGGGUUGAGGCAUACAGUAACUUACCCUCCGAAUUUCAAGAAAUUGCUAAACGCCUCGCUAAACAGGAUAAACAGCUUCGAAAUUCUAAAAUUGCCGGCAACAGUUCAAAUGGCAGAAGCCGACCUCGCUCGCGAAGAUCGAGCCGCGGCUCCAGUCGAGCAGGAAGCGUUAGUCCCGAUCGAAGAUCAACUUCCAAACCAAACUUCAGGUUGGGAAAUCUUUCAGGUUCGUCGUUCAAUCUCAACACUUCUACCACAAGCCUUGGGCAUAGCUCACCAAACAAAGCUUCCAGACGACCCGUAGUAAACAGGUCACCCAGCAUUCGAUCCAGGCCAACAACACCAAGCUUGAGUCGGUCACAUCCAGCUACUUAUGUCACACCGUACGAUUCCCGGUCACGGCCUUCUUCCAGACCUUCCUCCCGUCCGAACUCACGCCCAACGUCUCCCGUUUCGCGGUCAAGAAACGCGUCACCUACGAGUGGUGGGCGCUCACGAGGAUCGUCGCCCGUUCCGAACAGUCGAAUAUCAUCGACGCUAAGCCGAAACUCACCGAGCGUUAAGCGGUCAAAGAAAAAGAUGGCAAACGGAAUGGGGGGAAGAUCUAUGAAUCUGAACGCGCUGACGAGCGUGGAAAUCGGCCUUGGUGAG